AGAAAUACAUACUUGUUAAACAAUGUCUGGUAAUGUAGUGGAUGUAGAAGUAAAGGAGGAGGAUAAACGGAUUCAACUAGUUAGAUCCUCGUUCUCUUCCUAUCCUGACUUCCCUAAACCUGGAAUCCUUUUCCAUGAUAUCUUUGCUGUCUUCUCUAACCCUAUUGCUCUGGAGGCGUUGUUCAGCCUGGCAAAAGAUUAUGCCGAGUCCUUGAAGGAUGAUGUUGAUGUUAUUGUAGGAUUAGAUUCACGCGGUUUCCUCCUGGGUCCUAUUAUGGCAAACCAUAUUCAGAAACCUUUUGUUCCGGCCAGGAAGAAGGGUAAACUGCCUGGUAAAUGUGUAUCUGUAAGUUAUUCUCUAGAAUAUGGAGAUGAUCAGCUUCAAAUGCAAGAGUCGAGUAUGAAGCGAGCUGACCGGGUUCUAAUAGUAGAUGAUCUUCUUGCAACAGGAGGAACCAUGAAGGCUGCUGUAGACCUGGUUAAGAAGUGUGGUGGAGAAGUAGUCUCUACGUGGGUUGUUGUAGAACUAGCCGACCUCAAGGGUAGGCCGAAGAUACAAGCAAAGGUUGAGUCUCUUCUCCAGAUGUGAAAAGUAUCCGUACAUGUUGUAGAAGUCCUAGGGAGACAAACAGAAAUUCUCCCAGAUGUGAUAAUCUAAUAAAUACUUGCAGAUUUUUGUAUUUUUAUAUAUUUUUUUAUAGAUUACUCGUUUUUAAGAUUUAUUAUGUUAAAUUGCGCUGUAAUUGUUUUCAGGGAUAAAUAAAUAAUUUUCUAAAUUUAAAAA
Eurytemora carolleeae is the source of this 784-nucleotide messenger RNA. RefSeq names its product adenine phosphoribosyltransferase (gene Aprt). Lineage: Eukaryota; Metazoa; Arthropoda; Copepoda; Calanoida; Temoridae. The record is from RefSeq and is a predicted model, not a curated record. Gene Ontology annotation, molecular function: AMP binding; adenine binding; adenine phosphoribosyltransferase activity. Gene Ontology annotation, cellular component: cytoplasm. The coding region runs from base 23 to 589 and encodes 188 amino acids. The transcript is spliced from 6 exons. Gene Ontology annotation, biological process: AMP salvage; adenine salvage.